GUACCAUAUGUGACCUAAUAGUCAGGAUUGUAUGGCUACCGUUUAUGUUCUAUUAAUCUGAAUUUAUUUGUAUAAAAUUAUAUUGUAAAAUUAAAAACAUGGCGUCCAGUGGUUUGGAGAAAGCUGUUGAAUUUUAUAAAGAGCUAGAGGCUGCAUGGUCAAAGAAAGACAUCAAAGCGGUUGGUAAAUUGUUACCAAAGCUCAAGAUUCAUCUCUUAUCGCUCUCUUUCCUUCCCACGGGCGACAAAGAAUCCGAAAUGGACAGCAGACCACUUCUAAUAGCCAGGAGCAUGCUGGAGAUUGGAGCUUUUUGGAGUUUAGAGUGUCGAGACGUCUUCUCCUUUGAGAGAUACGUGGCACAACUCAAAUCGUAUUAUUUUGAUUAUUCCGGAAUCUUAAAAGAAUCAGAUUACAUGUACUCCAUAUUAGGAUUAAACCUCAUGCAUUUACUGGCUCGAAACAGGCUAGGCGAGUUUCACACAGAACUUGAAGUAUUUCCGCCCGAGCAGCUCCGUAACGUAUAUCUCAAGAAACCAAUCAUGCUUGAGCAGUUCCUAAUGGAAGGAAGCUACCACAAGAUAUAUCUCUCCAAGGAAGAUAUACCUGAUCCUUAUUACUCUCUCUUUAUUGUGAAUCUUUUGAACACGAUACGUGACGAAAUAGCUAAAUCAACGGAAAAAGCCUAUUCUUCUAUUUCUUUCUCCGAAGCAUCUCGUCUCCUCAUGAUUGAAGACGAAGCCGAUUUUAUUAAAUAUGCUAACGAGCGUGGGUGGAGUCACGAUUUGAAUAAGAGGGAGUUUAUUUUCAGUAAUACAAGUGAGCAGGAUAAAGGAGAAGUGGCUGAUACCGACUUGCAGUCACCAAGAGUAAUAAUUCAGCAGUGUCUAGGAUAUGCACGAGAACUUGAGAAAAUAGUUUAAUGAUAAUAAUUAUGACUAGAACUGUUAUUAUUUAACUGUAAAGAUAAUGAUUAUUUACCCUUAUUUUAAUUAUAAAAGCAACA
Molecule: messenger RNA, 1003 nt
Organism: Amphimedon queenslandica
Lineage: Eukaryota; Metazoa; Porifera; Demospongiae; Haplosclerida; Niphatidae
Product: 26S proteasome non-ATPase regulatory subunit 8-like
Exons: 1
Coding region: 99-920 (273 amino acids)
Biological process (GO): proteasome-mediated ubiquitin-dependent protein catabolic process
Cellular component (GO): proteasome regulatory particle, lid subcomplex; nucleus; proteasome regulatory particle
Source: RefSeq, a predicted model, not a curated record